This is a messenger RNA of Salvelinus fontinalis (brook trout), 2215 nucleotides long. RefSeq names its product pre-mRNA-splicing factor 38B-like. Bases 298 to 1797 code for a protein of 499 amino acids. Gene Ontology annotation, cellular component: precatalytic spliceosome. NCBI's taxonomy places the organism in Eukaryota, Metazoa, Chordata, Actinopteri, Salmoniformes, Salmonidae. The transcript is spliced from 6 exons. The record is from RefSeq and is a predicted model, not a curated record.
AGCACGGCGUUAGUUUGUCAUUGCAUUUUACGGUCUUUUACUGGCAGCGGCUGUUACGUGCACAUUUUUUGUAGAAGAAUCUCGUCUAGCCAGACAUAUAGUUAUAGAAAGUAGGGUUUUGGCGGUCUAAAAUCGGGCGCUAGGUUAUUGUAGAAAAUAAUUCAUUUACCGUGACUAUUGAAGGUUUCAUAUCGCGUUUUAAUGGCGUUAUAGUCAGAAGCAUCUAUUGUGUAAGAAAGCUAACGUUAGCGGCUAAUUUCCCGCAUUGUUGAAUCGACAGCGUGGGAUCCUCGCAUUAUGGCCAACAACACUGUCGCCGGGAACCAGCAACCACCACAGGCCGUGAGCAAGAUUGGCCCUAACGCUGGAAAACAUGGCAACAACUUGCCUCUCUGGGGCAACGAAAAGACUAUGAACUUGAAUCCUAUGGUUCUCACCAACGUGCUCUCAUCUCCAUAUUUCAAAGUUCAGCUUUAUGAAUUGAAAACCUACCAUGAGGUGGUGGAUGAGAUCUAUUUCAAGGUUACUCAUGUUGAGCCCUGGGAGAAAGGCAGUAGGAAGACUGCCGGGCAGACUGGAAUGUGCGGAGGGGUGCGGGGAGUCGGGACUGGCGGCAUUGUGUCCACAGCCUUCUGCCUGCUGUAUAAACUGUUUACCAUCAAGAUGACCCGUAAACAGGUGAUGGGACUGAUCACUCACAACGACUCACCCUACAUCAGAGCACUUGGCUUUAUGUACAUAAGAUACACCCAGCCCCCUGCAGACCUGGUGGACUGGUAUGAUGUUUUCCUGGAUGAUGAGGAGGAGCUGGAUGUGAAGGCCGGAGGUGGCUGCGUUAUGACAAUCGGAGAGAUGGUCCGGUCGUUCCUCACCAAGCUAGAGUGGUUCUCCACUCUCUUUCCACGCAUUCCGGUUCCAGUGCAGAAGAUGAUCGACACGCAGAUGAAGGCAAGGCCCCGGAAGGUUCCCGAGAAGGUAGAGGAGCCGGAGGAACCACCAACAGAGGGGCGAGCAACGGAGGGCCGUAGACGCUCCAGGAGCCCCAGGCGUACCCCGAGCCCCAGGAGGACUCCCAAGCGGUCGAGGAGCCGGAGCCACCACCGCGAACGAGAGCGCCACGGCCCCAGCUUCGACCGCGAGCUGGAGAGGGAACGCGACCGCCAGAGGAAAGAGCGGGACUCUGGGGAUGGGAAAGGAGAAGAGCGGGAGAGGCGUCGGUCCCGGAGCGCAGACCGUACCCAGGAGCGCCGGGAACGUCGCGGGAGCCGGGAACGCAAGGGAGAGCUAAAAGACAGGGAGAAAGAUGCGCAUGGGGGUGUGGAGAAUGACAGGAGGAAGGACAGGGAGUACCAUAAAGAUGGGGGCAGCGAGAGGGAGAGGUCCAAGGACAAGAGGAGCAAGGGAGAGGCGGAGGACAGGAGACAAAAAGAAGCGCGAGAUGAGAGGGGUCACAGGGAGGAGAGGAAGGCCAAGCGCUCCAGUCGGAGUGCAAGCAGGGAAAGGAGACACAAGAAGUCCAUAAAGCGGCAAGUCAAAGAAGAGCGCAGAGGCAAGGCUGAGGUAGGGGAGGACAAGGAGAAGUCCAUAAAGCAGCAAGUCAAAGAGAGCAGAGGCAAGGCUGAGGUAGGGGAGGACAAGGAGAAGAGUAGGAAGAAGCAGUGCAGCCGGGAGGGGGAGCAGCGCUCGCACAAACACAGCCGCAGUAAAGAGCGGCGCCAUCGGCCACAUGAGCCCAGCAACGGGAAAGACCACGGGAAACACGGAGAGCGCAAAACGAGCCAGAGCACAGAGCGAUGAUUGCGAACUAGUGCUGAGCCCCCCCUAGCGCAAUUCACAACUCUCCCUCCAUCCUUUUUCUUCCUUACAUUUUUUUACUUGAUCAUGUCGCUUGUUUAAAAUUUAAAAAAACGUUAUCACAAAAUCACCUGAACUUGUCUUUGGCCAACGUAACUUUGUGUAGAUCUUUCUCUGCCUUUUCAUCCCUUUCUAGACCAGCGUUACUCUUCUCUCUACUGUAGUCAUUUCAAUCUUUAUGGUACUUUGUUUUUGUGUCUGGAAAGUUCCAAAUUGCUUUGUACAUAUGGAUCUGAGAAUGUUUUAAAUCUUAGAGAAACCUCCAAAGGGGAAUUUGUACUACGCACUGAGCCGUGCUGUAUUUGGUCAAUUGCUCUGUUGCAUUUUGUUUUCUAAUAAAACAACUUUUAUGGAAGGAGAA